AUCACCUCCGGCCUCCGGCUCAGGGUGACCGCAACGGGCGCCCGAAUGCUGGAGGUCCCAGGGGCGGCCAGUGGGCCCGCCGCGGACGCCCUAGCCGAGAGGCUUAGGGCGUCCAUAAAUGCGGAUGAUGCCCGAGUCUCCAGGCCCCACAAGUGCGCGGAUCUGCGCAUCAUGGGCCUGGACGACUCAGUUACUGCGGAGGAGGUGGUGGCCGCCGUCGCUAGGACGGGUGGGUGUUCCGCCGACGAAGUUAAGGCGGGCACCAUACGUCCCGACUUCAGGGGCACGUGCACCGUCACGGUGAGCUGCCCCGUGGCGGCGGCCAAGACCAUAGUCGACGGCCGUAGGUUGCUGGUUGGUUGGGUGUCGGCACAGGUCAAGUUGCUGGACCCUAGACCCCUGAGGUGCUUCCGAUGCCACGUCGGGCAUCAUGUAGGUGUUCGUUGCACCUCGGAGGUCGACCGCAGCGCCCUCUGCUUCCGCUGCGGUCAGCCCGGACACAAGGCCGUGGCUUGUAAUGCCGCGCCGCACUGCAUUGCAUGCGCGGCUGCUGGCAAGCCGGCUGAACACCGGGCAGGGAGCAAAUCCUGUGCCCCACCCGCCAAGACCAAGGGU
Molecule: messenger RNA, 615 nt
Organism: Helicoverpa zea (corn earworm)
Lineage: Eukaryota; Metazoa; Arthropoda; Insecta; Lepidoptera; Noctuidae
Exons: 1
Molecular function (GO): zinc ion binding; nucleic acid binding
Source: RefSeq, a predicted model, not a curated record